GAGUUUUUGUUAUAGAGAGGUCUUGUACCAGCCCUGAUAUACUCACUGCAAAGUUCUUUUCCAGUCUUUGCUUAGUAGCAGCGGACUUAAGUGAACAUCUCAUGUGGCAUUUAAAUGAAUGUGUAAAUAUGUGCUGUGCAUUUUUCCUUUCGGUAACAAAAUAAAUGCGAGGAAAAAGUGCAGUUGUGAAAGCUUCAGAUCAUAGUGAUGUGGAUGUUUGCACCAGAUCUGCAGUUCAGCUCCCCAGUCACGUCACACACACAAUUAUACAGAUUGCUUUAAAUCAAGCAGCUUUACAGUAUUAAACAUGGAAAAAACAGAGAUAGUGUCACUUUAAAUAGAAUUACAACUUCAAUUCCUACUAAGAAGCAGCCCUCAUUAAAGAAGGUGGAGCCUCAGAAUGGAACAUGUAAAUGUUUUUCAUAUUAAUUUUUUUCUAUUCAUCAAUAAAAUAAAAAUUAAUCACAGAUAAUAAAAAGGUAAAAACAACGUAAGGUUUGGGGGAAAGAAAAAAAACGAUGGUUAUUCUGAAGAGGAACUAAAAUGAAAGUGCACAGUAAUUAAUAUAAUAUUAUUAGAGAUGCACCGAUACCACUUUUUCCAGAACUAUUCUGAUACUGAUACUUUGAUAUUUGGUACUCAUCGAUACGAUACCUGUAUUAUCAUUGCAUUUGUAAUUUUUAAAUAUAUUAGAUGGAGAAACCAAAAUAAUAUGAAUCCUAUUCAUUGGUUUAAUUUGUUUAGCAAAUAUGCAUUUCCUUCAGUUAUUUUCAUGCUUAAUUAUGCCUUAUAAAUGUAUUGUACAAGCUUCUGUUACUUUCUGUUCUGUUCAUUUUCUCUUUCAUUUAAAGGGUUAGUUCACCCAAAAAUGAAAAUAAUGUCAUUUAUUACUCACACUCAUGUAGUUCUACACUUGUAAGACCUUCUUCAUCAACACAAUUUAAGAUAUUUUUUGAUAAAAUCCGAUUGCUCAGUGAGGCCUCCAUAGACAGCAAGUUAAUUUACACUUUCAAACGCCCAGAGAGGUACUAAAACAUAUUUCAAACAGUUCAUGUGAGUAUAGUGGUUCUACCUUGAUAUUAUAAAGCGACGAGAAUACUUUUUGUUUUGGUACCUUUCUGGGUAUUUGAAAGUGUCGAUGAUCUUGCUAUCUAUGGAGGCCCCACUGAGUCAUCGGAUUUCAUUAAAAAUAUCUUAAUUUGUGUUCCGAAGAUGAACGAAGGUCUUACGGGUGUGGAUGACAUAAGGGUGAGUAAUGACAUUGUUUUCAUGUUUAGGUGAACUAACCCUUUAACUCUUUUCCUGCCUUUGACAGAAAUUUUUUAUUGUUUAUGAGAAAACGCUUCCCCGCCAUUGAUGGAAAGUUUUGGCUUUCUGUGUUUUCACUGUUAUACGCUAGGGGGUACUAUUGCGCAUCUUCUGAAAGAGUACUGAAUCUCCUGAUCAAAACACAGGUGAAGAAGCAGAAACAAGCGAUAACCUAUGUAAGCAUACGCAUAUGUAAAAUACAUGAUCAUCAAGAUUAAACGGCAUAUAAAUCAAAACUGCCUAAUGUUACUGAAUGAAAUGUCGACCCAGGAUGAGCUAUAGGACUGUGAAACUUUGGGGGUCUUGAUGGACCUGCAUUAUUUAGAAACUUAACACCAUUCUCUCUCAAUAAGUGGAGUAACAAUUGAAGAAACCAAGCUAUGACUUUAAUCUAGUGAAUCAUAAACUUUUUUUUGCUGUAUGAAGGAAUAACUGCUCAUAUAAAAGAACAUUAUUAGUAAGAUCAAAGACUAAUCAUAUGUUCAUUUCUAUCCAAUCCUUUGUUACUCUUCAGUAUGUACCCGUUAUUGUGGGGAGUAAAAUUAUGUUUGUAAAUCAAUGUCCAACCUUAAUUAAUGGAAAUCUUAGAGCUUAAUAGGGAACUUGUUUAUAUUAUAGUCACAUUUUUUUUUUUUAAGAUAAUCAAAGGAAACGUAAGCUAAAGUUAAUUAACAAUUUAGAAUAAAUUAUUUUAACCAUUUUAAUUUAAGUACUCCAUUCAGAAUUUAAUUAUAUUAAAUACCAAAUACAUUACCAAAUUUAAUUUUAUUGCCCCGAUAUUCUGUGGAGAAAUUGAGAUGGAAUAAAUACAUAUUUCUAUUAGUUAGAUCUCUCUGCAAUUACACAUUUAAUUUUGAUCUACAAAUUCUUUUAAUGAGUUUAAAAUAUUUUAAAGUUCUUUACAAUCCUUUGUAAUAUGAAGACCAAGAAUUUUGACUUUAUCCUUGACUGAGAAUAUCAGUGCUUUGUAGAUUAUUGAACUGAGAGCAGUUCACACUUGCUUACAUUUAGAUAUAAGCCAGAAGCUCUUGAAAAACGGUAUGGUAUCGAUAACUUUUGGAAUCUCUGAUUCAUCCCAUAAAUCAACAAUAUGAAUGUUUUUCUGUUUGAAGAUUUCUAUUAGUUUUAGCGUUCGUCCGGGACUUUUAUUUUGGUGUGGCUGUGUGACGUCAAAAAACUGCGUCGCGCUGCUGCUGCAUCUGAUGUGAUUCGACUGAAGAAAGGACAAACACACAGAAAAACUCCUGAUGAAGCGACUGAGAUCCACAUGACACACUAUUAUAAAGAUGACAUUUAAUAAAGAGAAAAAUGAAGACAUGAAGAUUGAAGAAACAUUCAGUGUGAAACAAGAAGAAAUUGAGACACAAACAGACCUGAUGGCGCUGGAAGAGGACAGUCAAGAUCUGAAUGACAUGAAAGAGAAAGAUCUGAAUGAGAAACAACAUGAUUUCAUAACUGAAGAAAAAUCUUUUAGUUGCUCACAGACUGAAAAGACUUCCUCACAAAAAAGAGAGACUAGAAGUCAUUUCAUCUGUAAACAGUGUGGUAAGAGUUUCAACCGAAAAGGAAACCUUAAAGUCCACAUGAACGUUCACACUGGAGAGAGCCGUUAUGCCUGCCAACAGUGUGGAAUAAGUUUCACUCGAAAAGGAAACUUGAAAAGGCACAUGGGAAUUCACACUAGAGAGAAGUCUUACACCUGUCAACAGUGUGGGAAAGUUUUUAACCUAAAAAGAAGUCUUAACUGCCACAUGAGCGUUCAUACUGGAGAGAAGCAUUUCACCUGCCCUCAGUGUGGAAAAAGUUUCAACCGAAAAGGAAGACUUAAUUACCACAUGAAAAUUCACACUGAAGAGAAGCCUUUCACCUGCCCUCAGUGUGGAAAAAGUUUCAAACUAAAAGGACACCUUCAAGUCCACAUGAGAAUUCACACAGGAGAGCUCCCUUUCUCAUGCCAACAAUGUGGGAAAAGUUUCAAACUAAAAGCACACCUUAAAGACCAUAUGAGAAUUCACACAGGAGAGAAACCCUACACGUGCCCUCAGUGUGGAAAGAGUUUCAGUCGCAAAGGACCCUUUAAAGACCACAUAAGAAUUCACACUGGAGAGAAACCUUUCACCUGCCAACAAUGUGGGAAAAGUUUCAAGCAAAAAGCAAUCCUUAACACACACAUGAGAAUUCACACUGGAGAGAAGCCUUACACCUGCCCUCAGUGUGGAAGGAGUUUCAAACUAAAAGGACACCUUAAAGACCACAUGAGAAUUCACACAGGAGAGAAACCCUACACGUGCCCUCAGUGUGGAAAGAGUUUCAGUCGCAAAGGUCCGUUUAAAGACCACAUGAGAAUUCACACUGGAGAGCUCCCUUUCUGCUGCCAACAAUGUGGAAAAUGUUUCAACCAAUCAGGAACCCUUAACAUGCACAUGAGAAUUCACACUGGAGAGAAGCCUUACACCUGCCCUCAGUGUGGAAGGAGUUUCAGACUAAAAGGCCACCUUAAAGGCCACAUGAGAACUCACACAAAAAGUUUAAACCAAUCAGGAACCCUUAACAUGCACAUGAGAAUUCACACUGGGGAGAAUCCGUUCAUAUGUGAUCUAUGUGGAAAGAGUUUUAAAUAUAAAGGAACCUUAAAGUACCACGUGAGCCUUCACUCAAGGUUCACAUAAGAGUUUUUGUUAUAGAGAGGUCUUGUACCAGCCCUGAUAUACUCACUGCAAAGUUCUUUUCCAGUCUUUGCUUUGUGCCAGCGGACUUAAGUGAAUAUCUCUUGUGGCAUUUAAAUGAAUGUGUAAAUAUGUGCUGUGCAUUUUCCUUUCAGUAACAAAAUAAAUGCGAGGAAAAAGUGCAGUUGUGAAAGCUUCA
Ctenopharyngodon idella (grass carp) is the source of this 4173-nucleotide messenger RNA. RefSeq names its product gastrula zinc finger protein XlCGF8.2DB-like. Gene Ontology annotation, cellular component: nucleus. NCBI's taxonomy places the organism in Eukaryota, Metazoa, Chordata, Actinopteri, Cypriniformes, Xenocyprididae. The coding region runs from base 2595 to 3977 and encodes 460 amino acids. Gene Ontology annotation, biological process: negative regulation of transcription by RNA polymerase II; regulation of immune system process; regulation of cytokine production. The record is from RefSeq and is a predicted model, not a curated record. Gene Ontology annotation, molecular function: RNA polymerase II cis-regulatory region sequence-specific DNA binding; DNA-binding transcription factor activity, RNA polymerase II-specific. The transcript is spliced from 3 exons.